ACGUAUUUUCUUUUCUACUCCCGCUCACCGAAUUCCUCUUCACAAAAUUUUCUCUGCUAUCGUAAAAUAAAAAAUAAAACCCUAAAAACUCCACAGACCCAUGAAAAAGAUGGAAAAUUUCCUUGAAGCGGUUUUUUUUUGAACUGAGUUCAACGGUCGUAUUGGGAUUUUCAAUCAAAUUUUCUGAUUUUUUUUUUCUGUCCUUUUUGAUUGCUUUUUUGUUCAGAUUGCUCUUCUAGACAUAUUUUCUUGUGUUUGCCAUGAAAACUGUAUAUGACUUGAAGCUGUUUAUUCAAAUUCAUGGGUGAUUCUGACCACUCUCCUGCUUAGUCACUUUGAGCUUUAGUGGUGGUGGUGGUGUUUCUUCAUUGAAAGUGAAUGGGGAGUCAAGAAGUUUUGGAGGCUUCAGCUUUUAGGGAUGCUAGGGUCACUUCAUGCAAUGGUAGCAAAGUGGAGUACAGUGGCAAUGUUGAGGAGAGUGAGAAUCUGACUGUGGACUUACUCAAUGAUUUCGAUUCAUAUUGGGAGGAUAUUGCGGAUGGAGUGACUGUGUCCAGAAUGGUGAGCGACUCAGUUAUCAAGGGUAUGGUAAGUGCUAUUCAACAGGAGGCAGCAGACAAGAUUGCUAAGAAAGAGUUAGAGUUGGCCAGUUUAAAAGAAAUGUUACAUCUUAACCUUGGGCAUAAAGAAGGCAAUGGAUCUGUAAGGUAUUCAAUGAUGUGCCAUGAAGCUAAAAGCAGAAAAAAUGGGCAUUAUUUCACGUAUUCAAAUGGCACCAUAGAGUAUGACGGGUUACAAGAUUCUUUGGGCAACCUUAAAUUUGCAGCUAAAGAGCAGUUUAAAAAGCUCAAGAAAGAAAUUGAUAAGAUUAGAGGGCCUGAUUCUAUUGGGAAAAAGGGUUCAAGUUCUGAAUUGUUGGGAUUGAGUGGUAUGGACAAAUUGAUUGAUGUGGAUAGGGCACUUGAUGGUCUUAGAAAUGAUGUGGAUAGGGCACUUGAUGCCUUGAAAAAGGCAUCAGAGAGAUCAAAGUUCGUCUUGGGAAUUAGAUAUCCAUAUCACAAAUCUUAUCCUGUUCCUGCCAAAGUGGGGCAUUUAAUUUUCACACGGAUUCCUUGGAGCACCAAAGGUUUCCGGGUCAGUCAUGCUUCAUCACCUAUCACUUUGGGACGGGAAAUGGCCAAACAUGAUGCAGUGUCGAAGGAUGAAUUGUUUAAUCAUUUAAAGGCUGAGAUGACUAAAAUGAAGAGACAUUAUGAGUUAAAAGAGCAUGAAAUGACUGAAGAUUAUUUCAGUCUCAAGAGGGAGUACUUGAAGUUGAAGGAAAGGCCUUCUUCUUUGCCUGUGGUGAAGGAUAAGGAGUUUGAUACAUGGAGGAAAAAGAUCCCAGAGGUCAUUCUAAAAUUGGAUGGCAUCCUUAUGGAAAAUGAGAAACUGCCUUCAUUUAGUAACAACGGAGAUUGUCUUGACAAUUUGAAGGAUAGAUUGGAAUCUCUUCGCUCAGAAAAUCACCAACUAAAGGACUUGCUCAUGGAUAAGAAAAAGGAAAUAAAACGCCUUUCCUCACAAGUUUCUGAUGCUGCAGAGAAAAUAGCUGAACACUCUUUGGCUGAGGAAAACUUGUUAAGAAUGUGCAAUGAUCUUAAAUGUGCUAUGGAAGAUGCAGAGAUUGAAGCUUCAAUUAGUGAAGAUCUAUACAAAUUCCUUCUUAAGGAGGUCGUUGAUCAAAUGCAAGGCUUCAAUCAAGAGUUAGAUAUGGAGUAUGAAAUCAUACGGGGAAUUUAUAAAAUUAUUUUCGAGGAAGCUGUUUACAAUGCCGAGCAUACUGGUACUUUAGAGAUUGAAGAUUCAGUUAUAGAGUCCAUUAUAGCACAAGGAAUAUGUGAAGUUAUUUUUAAAGAAUCCUUCAAGGAAGCUGAGGAGAAAGUUGAUGCCUUGAACAUGAAAUAUAUAAAUGAAAAUGAAGUUCGAUUGUCCCUUGAGAUGCAAGCAUUGGAAAAGGAAAAGUUCUUGAGAUUGAAUAUUGCAGAGAAAGAAAAAGCAGAGCAAGAGGUGCUCUUAUUAAGGGAAAUGGUUGAUAACAAGGCUAAUUUGGUGCAAGAAGCAAUGGAGGCUUUGGCAAAAGAGGAGGAGAGAUAUGCGUUAGCUUCUGAAGAGCUUGACAAGUUAAGGGUUCAGAGAACUGAGCAGCAAAUACUAAUUGCAAAUUAUGAUAAAGAAUUACAAGCUGUCAAAGCUGAUUUGUUUAGGGCAAGGGAGAAAUUUGAAAUGGAUAAAGAGGUGAUCUUUGAGUUGAGAGAACAGGUUGAGACAGUAACAAAAAAGUUAGGAGAAGUUAAUGAGGAGAAAAUUAUGCUUCUUUCUAUUUCCCAAAAGCACCAGAAUAGUUUAUCAUCGGUUGAAGCUAGAGAAAGAGAACAUAGGAAGCAAAUAAAGUCUACCAUUGUUCUUGUCCAAGGAUUGUCAGAAGCAGUUACUAAUUUUGAAUGCAGGGCAACAGAAUAUAUUGAAAUAAAUAGAUUGAGGUUGGAAGAAUUGUGCUCUCAAUUGAAUUCUCUCAUUCAGAAAGCUAACGAAAUUAAAAGGGAGGAGUUUCUGUACAAGCAGAAGAGGUGUUCUGACCUUCAAAAAGUCUGA
This is a messenger RNA of Jatropha curcas, 2634 nucleotides long. Lineage: Eukaryota; Viridiplantae; Streptophyta; Magnoliopsida; Malpighiales; Euphorbiaceae. The record is from RefSeq and is a predicted model, not a curated record.